This is a messenger RNA of Zygosaccharomyces rouxii, 630 nucleotides long. RefSeq names its product Syf2p (gene SYF2). Lineage: Eukaryota; Fungi; Ascomycota; Saccharomycetes; Saccharomycetales; Saccharomycetaceae. The record is from RefSeq and is a predicted model, not a curated record. The coding region runs from base 1 to 630 and encodes 209 amino acids. The transcript has a single exon.
AUGGCAAUAAAAGGUUCUCAGGGCUCUCAAAUGGAUUUAGACCAAUUUAUCAAAGACUUCAAUGCUUUAAAGAAAAAGAGCUGGGAGAUUUCCGUAGAGAAUAGGAAACUAGUAAAUGCAGAGUCCAAAGAACUGGCAGCAGGUCGUAAACCUAGGGUAUACCAACUGGAAGCCCCUGAGCCAUCGUUACCAACACAAGAUGAUAAGCAUGGAAACCAGUUGAUGAAUUAUACUAUCCAGCAAUAUGAGGAAUGGAAUUCAAGACAGCGUGACCAGACUAAUAAAAGAGACUCUGGUAAUUUGCAAGAUAUGGCCAAGUACACUUAUGAUAAGGAACUGAAUAAACUGCAUAAGGAUACAAUGCUUCAAAAUAGGUAUACAAAUGGUGGUAGUAUCCAAAAAAUGAAUAGAAAUCCAAAGACAGGAAAGUUGACCAUUAAAGAUGAUGAUCAGCUGGUUAAAAAAUUGGCAAAGGAUAUGGAUAAGACCGCUACUGAAAGGUACGAGGCUAGGAGGAGAGAGAUGGAAAGAUCCAAUGUGCAAAAUGCUUCAAGCGGCGGUGGAUACAUCAAUGAAAAGAAUAAACAGUUUAAUGAGAAAUUGGACAGACAAAUGCCCCAGAGUCCCUAA